GGAAGAAAAACGGUUAUUUCCCACAGCGGAGAGCCAAGAAGAUUACCGGCGCGAGGAAGGUGAGAGAGAAGGCAGGAGAGGAAUAAGAAGACGCUACUUCUGACUUGUAGAAGUAGGGGACUUUGCGUCUGAAACAUUAGGGGAAAAGAAUACCGCACUGGCUGCUGAACAUAGACUAACAUGUCAGCAUAUGAAUGAAAGCAGAACUAUGAAAGCGCGUGGGCAUUUGAGCUUUACCUUUCAUAGAGAGACCAAUAGGUGACUGAUCGUAUAGGAUUAAAAUAGUCACACCCAGACUAUUAUAGUUCUUAGGCAGAAAAAGGGGACCGUCCGAAAGUCAUGGAGUAUAGAGUAGAAAUAAAAAUUAGCUAGCGUCAAAAGAUUAAAGAAGACGGCAAAAAAUAAAUUGCUUGGAGCAGCUGGAACCUGUUAAAGAAUGGAUUGUAGCUCUAUUCGCAAAUUCAUCACCAGAUGGUGUGCUGGAGAGGAGAACUGGGUGGACACCAGGACGGUGUACAUCGGAAACAAGGAGCCCCCACCGGGAGCGGAGGCCUACAUUCCCCAGAGGUACCCCGACAACCGCAUCAUCUCCUCCAAGUACACCUUCUGGAAUUUUGUUCCGAAGAAUUUGUUUGAGCAGUUUAGAAGAAUUGCCAAUUUCUACUUCCUCAUCAUAUUUCUUGUCCAGUUGAUAAUUGACACUCCCACCAGUCCCAUCACCAGUGGACUACCUCUCUUCUUUGUCAUCACUGUCACGGCCAUCAAACAGGGCUAUGAGGACUGGCUCAGGCACAAAGCAGACAAUGCUAUUAACCAGUGUCCUGUGCACGAGGUGCAGCAUGGGAAGGUGAUCAGGAAACAGAGUCGUAAGCUGAGGGUGGGUGAUGUGGUGCUGAUCAAGGAAGAUGAGACGUUCCCCUGUGACCUCAUCCUUCUCUCCACCAGUAGGGAGGACGGGACCUGUUUUGUCACUACAGCCAGUCUGGACGGGGAGUCCAGUCACAAGACCUACUAUGCUGUGCAGGACACUAAGGCCUUCAACACAGAGGAGGAUUUCGAUACUCUACAGGCUUCUAUUGAAUGUGAACAACCACAACCAGACCUCUACAAAUUCGUGGGCCGAAUCAAUAUUUAUUCAGACAGAAACGAGCCCAUCGCGAGGCCUUUGGGAUCUGAGAACCUACUUCUCAGAGGGGCGACACUGAAAAACACACAGCACAUAUAUGCUGUUGCCAUCUACACUGGUAUGGAGACCAAGAUGGCGCUCAACUACCAGUCCAAGUCCCAGAAACGCUCUGCAGUGGAGAAGUCAAUGAAUGCGUAUCUGAUAGUGUACCUGUGCAUCCUGAUCAGCAAGGCUCUGAUCAACACAGUGCUGAAGUAUAUGUGGCAGGCAGACCCGGACAAAGACGAGCCCUUCUACAACCAGAAGACUGACACAGAGAGGCAACGCCAUAUAUUGAUCCGGGCGUUCACAGACUUCCUGGCCUUCAUGGUGUUGUUUAAUUACAUCAUCCCCGUGUCCAUGUACGUUACCGUGGAGAUGCAGAAGUUCCUGGGGUCCUACUUCAUCAUGUGGGAUGAUGAGAUGUUUGACGAGGAGCUGGGAGAGAGGGCUCAGGUUAACACAUCUGACCUCAAUGAAGAACUGGGACAGGUGGAGUACGUGUUUACAGACAAGACAGGCACCCUGACAGAGAACAACAUGGAGUUUAUAGAGUGCUGUGUGGACGGCUAUGUUUACGUCCCUGAUGCCAUCUGUAAUGGACAGGUCAUGCCAGGGGCAACCAGCAUGGACAUGAUCGACUCCUCACCUGGACCAGGGGGCAAGGAGUCUGAGGAGUUGUUCUUCCGGGCGUUGUGUCUGUGCCACACGGUACAGGUGAAGGAGGAGGAGACAGUGGAUGGCAUCAAGAUGGGUAUCCACCAGAACAAGGCCACCUCCUUCUACAUAUCAUCCUCUCCUGACGAGGUGGCCCUGGUGGAGGGCAUGAAGAGGCUUGGCUUCACCUAUCUGCGGCUGAAGGACAGUCACAUGGAGAUUCUUAAUAGGGAGGAUGAGGUCGAGAGGUUUGAGCUGCUGGAGGUAUUGACCUUUGACUCUGUGAGAAGGAGAAUGAGUGUUAUCGUCAGGUCCACCACAGGGGAGUACUACCUGUUCUGUAAAGGGGCUGACUCCUCCAUCUUCCCCAGGGUAAUCUCUGGCAAGGUGGAGCAGGUCAAAGCCAGAGUGGAGCACAACGCUGUGGAGGGCCUACGGACACUGUGCGUGGCGUACAGGAAGUUGAGUGUGGCUCAGUACGAGGAGACGUGUCACCUGCUGAACAGCGCCAAGCUGGCCCUGCAGGACCGAGACAGGAAGCUGGCCGAGGCCUAUGACCUCAUUGAGAAGGACUUCAUACUGCUGGGGGCCACCGCCGUGGAGGACAGGCUCCAGGACAAGGCAGCAGACACCAUCGAGUCUCUCCAGAAGGCUGGGAUGAAGGUGUGGGUGCUGACCGGAGACAAGAUGGAGACGGCGGCGGCUACUUGUUACGCUAGCAAGCUGUUCCGCCGCUCCACACAGAUACUGGAGCUGACCACCAAACGCACCGAGGAACAGAGUCUACAUGACGUUCUGUUUGACCUGAGUAAAACCGUACUCAGACAGCAUGGUAGCAUGACCAGAGACACCUUCUCAGGUCUGUCUGCUGACUGUGUGGAUUACGGUCUGAUCAUCGACGGGGCCACCCUGUCUGCGGUGCUGAAGCCCAGUCAGGAGGACUCCAGUCAGGGGAACUACAAGGAGAUCUUCCUGGAGAUCUGUAGGAACUGCAGCGCUGUGCUCUGCUGCCGCAUGGCGCCCCUCCAGAAAGCACAGAUUGUGAAGCUGAUCAAAUCGUCUCCAGAACACCCAAUCACGCUAGCCAUUGGAGACGGGGCUAAUGAUGUUAGCAUGAUCCUGGAGGCUCACGUGGGCAUCGGCAUCAUGGGUAAAGAGGGUCGCCAGGCAGCGCGGAACAGCGACUACGCCAUCCCGAAGUUCAAACACCUGAAGAAGAUGCUGCUGGUUCACGGACACUACUACUACAUCCGCAUCUCAGAGCUCGUCCAGUACUUCUUCUACAAAAAUGUCGCCUUCAUCUUCCCUCAGUUCCUCUACCAGUUCUUCUGUGGCUUCUCCCAACAGCCGCUGUAUGACACAGCCUAUCUGACACUGUACAAUAUCAGCUUUACCUCUCUACCCAUCCUGCUCUUCAGCCUCAUCGAGCAGCACAUCAACAUGGACAUCCUCAAGAAAGACCCCUCCCUCUACAGGGACAUAGCUAAGAACUCUCUUCUGCGUUGGCCCAUUUUCAUCUACUGGACCUUCCUGGGGGUAUUCGACGCCGUCGUCUUCUUCUUUGGUUCUUACUUCCUGUUCAACAACAGCACCUUCACCAGCAAUGGACAGCUAAUGACAACCAACACACAGAUGAUGUUUGGUAACUGGACGUUUGGGACUCUGGUCUUCACUGUGCUGGUCUUCACAGUCACGUUAAAGCUCGCCCUGGACACACACUACUGGACGUGGAUCAACCACUUUGUCAUCUGGGGCUCGCUGCUUUUCUUCGUCAUCUUCUCUCUGCUAUGGGGAGGCAUCAUUUGGCCCUUCCUGAACUACCAGAGGAUGUACUACGUGUUUAUUCAGAUGUUGUCCAGCGGUCCGGCCUGGCUCAGCAUCAUCCUGCUCAUCGUCAUCAGUUUGCUGCCUGACGUGGUCAAGAAGGUCGUCUGCAGGGCCCUGUGGCCCACCACCACAGAACGCAUCCAGAAUGCAGACAAGCUGUAUAAUGGCCAGCUAUCGGAGUUCACCCCGCUGGCAUCUCUCCACGCUCCCACACGCAGGAGGGCCGACCACCAGAACCCCAUUCCCAGAAGGUCUGAACCCUUCACCAAAAAACUCAUGUUCACCCACUGGAGGGGCGGGCCCGACUACUGCACUUUCACCCCACUCCUCCGAUUCGCCGGCAACUCCAGUCACUCUGGGGCUAGCUACGCCCACAAUGGGGCAGGGCCUGAGACCUCGGUGUAGUCUAGAGUGGAGUUUAGUCUGAUUUAGACUGGAAGUCUAGACCAAGAUUUCAGUGUUGAGCAAUUGACCACUGGAACAAUCUGUCCUCUAGACAAUAGAUACCUAAUCUAGACGCGUACAGUUACCAAUGCCAUUGUGAAAAAGCAAACAAACACCAAAUCCACACAGAAGGACGAUCCACAUGAUCCACAGUCCUAGGGCUGUGUUGUGUUAGCACAAGGAGCUGAGUGAACUGAACAGACUUGGCUCCAGGCAAGCAGUGGCUGUGGAUUGGUGGAAAGGGCCUUGGCUCCACCCAAUACUGUCUACUGUGGGUCCGACCCCUCAGACCCACCCUGCAGUGUGUGUGUGUGUGUGUGUGUGUGUGUGUGUGUGUGUGUGUGUGUGUGUGUGUGUGUGUGUGUGUGUGUGUGUGUGUGUGUGUGUGUGUGUGUGUGUGUGUGUGUGUGUCACUCCCCCGUAUCUGUCUGUCAGUGAUGAUGUCAUUUAAAGUGUUUGUCAUAAAGGAUGUCACUCCCCCGUAUCUCCCUGCCGCUGUCAACUGUCUGUCAGUGAUGAUGUCAUUUGAAGUGUCAUAAAGCAGGGAUGUCCAGUAUGAAUGGAAGAUGUUCAGAGGUAUUGCAUGUGCAUUAACUGACCACACUUUCCUGUUUCUCUUUUGUCUUGUCUUUUCCUCUCUUCCUCUCUCUUUCUGUCCUGCUUUUUAUAGAACAAACUGGUGUUGCCUCUGUGCGUAUCUCUUAUCCAGGAACACGCCAUAAGACACUAGUCUUUUCCAGUUCAGUUGUAAGUGGCGAGGCCGUGAUAGUGGUUUAUCUCUACUGGACUAGAGACAGUUCUGUGUGUGUAGUAUCCCGUGUCAUAGACUGUCCUUGUGUCUACUGUACAGUGAUGUGAUUAUACCUCCAUUCCUCCUUGUAACCGUCCCAUUUCCUGACAUGGAAGCUGAGGCAUCCUGCCUCACGUAGUGCUGAGGAACUACAGUGGUAAACCAGUAUGCAUGGGAAUCCUUUUCCGCCUUAACAUCUACACAGUGUUUCCUUUGAAAUACACAGUAGUCUGGAACCAAAGGAUCAGAAAAUACUUUUUCAAUGGCUUGCCUUGCUGGUUAUUGCCUUACACUGAGACUGGGUGGGACAGAGGAAGAGAAAUUCUGCCUUACGCCACACCAGGAUUGGUGGACAGUAUUAGAUA
Salmo salar (Atlantic salmon) is the source of this 5248-nucleotide messenger RNA. Its product is annotated as phospholipid-transporting ATPase IH. The record is from RefSeq and is a predicted model, not a curated record. Gene Ontology annotation, biological process: phospholipid translocation. Lineage: Eukaryota; Metazoa; Chordata; Actinopteri; Salmoniformes; Salmonidae. Gene Ontology annotation, molecular function: magnesium ion binding; ATP binding; ATP hydrolysis activity. Gene Ontology annotation, cellular component: recycling endosome; plasma membrane; endoplasmic reticulum.